Messenger RNA from Dibothriocephalus latus, 483 nucleotides. The record is from the annotation of a GenBank genome assembly. NCBI's taxonomy places the organism in Eukaryota, Metazoa, Platyhelminthes, Cestoda, Diphyllobothriidea, Diphyllobothriidae.
AUGACGGUCACAUCAGCCGCUGUGAGGUGGGAGGAUGUUGGGCGAGUUGCAACAGCAAUGAACACCUUCAGUUCUUUUCAACCCACCCUGGCCCAGGCGCAACAGUUUACCGCGAUGUUGUCCUAUGCUGAUGACCAAGAUGAUAACUCAGAGAUGGGUAGUGAUACGAAGGAUACGGACUCCCUCCACUUCUUUCGCAUACACUGCUCCCAAUGGGAGCGCAUUGACACGAAUAUUCGUGUGUUCUGUGAGAAGUUGACCUCUGUUUCCUACCCCAUGGGCCGGGCAAUGGAAAGAACUUGGAUUGCGAUUGUUAAGGAAUAUAUCUGUGCAACUGCUUAUCGGGAACGCUGCUCCCACUUUACCACCUCACACUAUCCCAGCUUUCUCAUAUUGGAUAUUGAUAUCCUCGUGUUGGUCAGUAUUUGCAAUAAAUUCAUUACUAGCUGGAGGAAGAAACAGGCCACAAAUGUUAUCAUAUGA